This is a messenger RNA of Dracunculus medinensis (Guinea worm), 1317 nucleotides long. The record is from the annotation of a GenBank genome assembly. NCBI's taxonomy places the organism in Eukaryota, Metazoa, Nematoda, Chromadorea, Rhabditida, Dracunculidae.
CGAAUUGGUGAAUAUAAAAUUGGAAAAACGAUUGGUAAAGGUAAUUUUGCUGUUGUUCGACUCGCAAAGCAUCGAAUCGCUAAUGCUGAGAUAGCAAUUAAGAUAGUCGACAAAAAUUUCAUCGACGAGGAAAAUUUAUUGAAAUUGGAACGAGAAAUAAGUAUUUUAAAGAUUUUAUCGCAUCCACAUAUUAUUAAAUUAUAUGAAAUAAUUCGGUCUGAUAAUUAUAUCUAUUUAGUAACUGAGUAUGCAAAUCGUGGCGAGAUUUUUGAAUUACUUAUGGAAAAGGGACGAUUGGAUGAAACAGAUGCUCGCAGAUAUUUUCAGCAAAUAGUAAGUGCAGUUGAAUAUUGUCAUUCACGAGGAAUCGUACAUCGCGAUUUAAAAGCUGAAAAUCUUCUAAUUGAUUCUCAAAAUAAUAUUAAAAUUAUAGAUUUCGGAUUUAGUAAUUUUCAACAAUCAAAUUUGCUUUUGUCAACAUGGUGUGGUAGUCCUCCAUAUGUUGCACCUGAAUUACUCCUAGGCAAGAAAUACGAUGGUAGAAAAGCGGAUAUAUGGAGCUUAGGUGUUGUAUUAUAUAUCUUAGUAACGAGUGGUUUUCCAUUUCCAAGUGAUUCACUGGAUAAAUUGAAAUGUGCCGUAUUAGCGGGUCAAUUAAAUAUUCCUUAUUGGGUUUCAGUUGAAUGUGCUGAUUUGAUACGAAAAAUGUUAGUAUUCAGUCCUUUAAAACGAUUCACUAUUGCUCAAGUAAUUCAGCAUAGAAAUGAAAGCAGCAAAAAUCAAUUAUAUUUGGGAUCAAAUUUUUGUUCCAAAUUAAAUCCAAUUGUGAUGGUUUUCAUGCAGCAACAUACAAAAUGGACUGAGGAACAAAUUAUUGAUGAAAUCGUCAAAAAAAAUUUUGACGGCCCUAUUUUUGCGACAUAUGAAUUGCUUUGCGAUAAAUUAGCAGAAUCUAUUAAUGAUAAUAAAGAUUGCCCACAAAUUAGACGUGGUUCUCGUGGAUCAAUUGUUAGUGGGAAAGCAAAUGUCGAAACUGAAACGUCUGCGCCUACAAUUUCAGCACAUUAUCUUGCUAAACUCAGUUUAAGCACCGGAAACGAUUCUGAUAAAAGUGAUACAUCAGAUACUGAUGAAUCAUGUUCUUCAAGUAGAUCAUGGAUUCAAAGGCACUCAGCUCAAUUUGGUUUCGUGUCUGGAAUCGAACAACCAACAUUAUGCUCAAAUCGACAUGAAAAUAGGCGGCAUACCCUUUAUGCAGGAAAUAUUUCGCCUUUGGAAUCUUGUUUAUUUUUUUUAAAUCCGGUUAGUUUUUUAUAA